CGCCUCCUCUGUUGCGCGUGACGUCACGACGCGCAGAGGAUUGUGGGGAUGUAAUGAGAAAUAGGAGAUCGUGGGAGUGAAGCUGAAGUGAGAUCUGAGUCCCACAGACACACGUUAUACUGACGCCUCUCACACUAAUAUUGUUCCUUCAUGUGAGAGACAAAUGUGUGGGGCCCGAGUGUGAGAGGCUCUGCUGCAGACUGCACUGGAUAUGGUGCUGCCACGCUGGGGUCCCUGUGGGAGUGUUUGGGGGGCUACAGGGCAGUUGUACAGGUGGAACACAAUUGGCACAAAGCUGUCUCUAUCCAUUGUCCCAGCCAGCGAGACAGCCAGCGAGAGAGAGAGACUGCUGGGGCUCACACUCACCAUCCUACAACUCUGCAUCCAGGGGCCACAUUGGAUUCUCUCCAAGAGGAACCUCACAGCCCCCCCCCCCGCCACAUCUGGAGCAGAGAGACCCCCCACGCACAGACAGACCUGCUUAGAAGAGACGGCAGAGAUGGGCACAAAGGGAAAGAGACAAUGAGAUUGUUCUGCAUGUGUUACAAGACUGCCUUGGACAAAGAGACCCCCUAUCAUGCUCAGGCCUAGGAGACAUCCUUGAAGCUGUAUGGAGAAGGGAGGUACAACAAGGGGAGAGACAGACCGUUAGGAGAGGGCGGACGUGGGAUCUCCUGGGAUGGAAACCAAGACAGCUGCUUAUAAGGGGAGACUGCGAGACACCGAAUGAAGAGACAGGACUCUUACACCAAGCUCACACUCUAAAGGUGCCCUUUGAAUUCUCUCAGAGAUCUGCCACCUCCAGUCAGUAUUACAGAAACCAUGCUGGCUUUCACCUUGUGCUUACUGCUGCACAUGGCAUGUUCACCCUCUUCUGCCUCCCUGGGCACCCUAGGGUUGCACAUCGAUGAGGAGCAGCCGGCUGGCACCAUCAUUGGGGACAUCAGCGCUGGGCUUCCUCCUGGAUCUAGUGGCUACAUGUUCUUUAUCUCUGCACAGGAGGGCAGUGGCGUCAGCACGGAUCUGGACAUAGAUGAACACACUGGCAUCAUCAAGACGGCACAGGUCCUAGACCGUGAGAAGCGCAACCACUAUAGUUUCAUUGCAGUCACGCCAGAAGGUAUCACUGUGGAGGUUGAUAUCCACGUGGAUGAUAUCAAUGACCAUUCUCCAAUGUUUAUAAAAGAGAGAAGUGAGCUAAGUAUCCCAGAGCACACCCCCUUGGGAACUCGGUACCCCAUUGAUCCAGCGAUGGACUCUGAUAGCGGGGUACUUAGCACUCAAGGCUACUUGAUCCGGAGUGGAGAUUCCAUGCAGAUGUUUCGGUUAGAAACCCGUAGAGUUUCCAAUGGGGUCCUGGAUGUUGAGCUUGUUGUCAGUUCAGAUAUAGAUCGUGAGAACCAGUCAAGAUAUUCGCUUAUUUUGGAGGCUUAUGAUGGAGGCUCACCUAGCCGCAGUUCCCAGAUGAGACUAGACAUUUCCAUUCUAGACAUCAAUGACCAUGCACCAGUCUUCAACCAGAGUCGCUAUCAUGCACUGAUUUCAGAAAGCCUCCUUCCAGGGGCCAGUGUCUUGCAAGUCUAUGCCACUGAUGCUGACCAAGGUCCCAACGGAGAAGUUACCUACGAGAUCAACCGCAGACAAAGUGACCCGGAAAGCUACUUUACAAUAAAUGCUCAAUCGGGCCUCAUCCAAAUCAACAAGCCAUUGGACUACGAGACAAGAAAAGUUCAUGAACUGGUGGUACAAGCCAAGGAUGGAGCAGAACAGCCAGAGGUUGGUACAGCCUUUGUGUCCAUUCAGGUACGAGACUCAAAUGACAACCAACCCAGUAUGACCAUUAUUUUUCUCAGUGAGGAUGGGGCCCCCCGAGUGUCCGAAGGAGCUACCCCAGGGCAAUUUGUGGCUCGUAUUUCUGUGUCGGACCCGGAUUAUGGAGAACACCCAGAUGUAGAUGUCACUCUGGAAGGAGGAGAAGGCAAGUUUGCCUUGACCACCAAAGACAGUAUCAUCUACCUCAUCUGCGUAGACAAACUGCUUGACCGAGAAGAGAGGGACUCUUACCGUCUGAGAGUUCUUGCAACUGAUGCAGGAACACCCCCUCUAAGGGCAGAGUCUUCAUUUGUAUUGGAAGUGACUGAUGUCAAUGAUAACCCUCCUGUAUUUGACCGCCAGGAGUACAGCCAUACUGUUCCAGAAGCUGUGCAUCCGGGCACCUUCCUCCUUCAAGUAACAGCCCGUGACAAAGACCAAGGGGCAAAUGGAGUAGUGAGGUAUAGUCUCUUGCCCACCCCAUGGUUCAGUAUCAACCCAGACACUGGGGUAAUAACAACUGCCGCACCCUUGGACUAUGAACAGGAACCCCAUCCAAAAAUUACUGUUGUAGCGUCAGAUCAGGGACAGCCAUCACUUAGCUCCACAGCCCUUGUGAGGAUCCAUCUACUUGAUGUCAAUGAUAAUGAGCCCGUCUUCUCCAGUCCAGUUUAUAAUGCCACCCUGAGUGAGGGCACAGCACGGGGCAGCUGCUUCCUACAGGUGUCGGCGUUGGAUUCAGACAGCAGGAGUUUGGGGUCAGUCUCUUACUCACUCAGCCCAACGUCCCCCCAUCAGUUUCGGGUGCACCCCGAUAAUGGCAAUAUCUGCACUACUGAGGCGCUGGACCGGGAUGAUGGGGAGCGAUCUUUCCUUCUGCACGUGACCGCUACUGAUGGGGGGGGUCUCUCUGCUGCGUGUCUCGUGCACGUUACCCUGGAAGACAUUAAUGACAACCCUCCAGUCUUUUAUCCUCUGGAUUAUGGGGGGAGUAUCAGUGUCCUCAGCCCCCCGGGAACCACAGUCCUGAGUGUCUCGGCUCAUGAUAAGGACGAGGGAACCCACGGCACCAUCACCUACAUCAUCACUUCUGGGAACAACCCACCUCUGUUCCACAUCCACCCCGACUCAGGCACUCUCUUGGUGGCACGCUCUCUCUCUGCUUGGGCCGGCUCUGUGGUUUAUGUGGAGGUGGGGGCUCAGGAUGGAGAAGGGGUAAGGGCUGAAGUUAAUGCCCGUGUCAAUAUCAGCAUCCUCCCUGGCACUGCCCCCGUGCCCACCUUCUUGCAGUCUCACUAUCAGAUCACUGUGGCCGAGGAUACCCCCCUAGGGGCAAGUAUUGGGAGCAUCACUGCAACUACCCCCACAGGUGUUCCGGGCCCGGUUCUAUACUCCAUCUCCUCGGGGGAUCCCCGCGGUUUCCUUGCACUGGACCCCCACUCUGGUCUCCUCUCUAUUAUCCGCCCUUUGGACAGGGAACAGGCUGCAAAUCUGGUUGUAGAGGUACAGGCUCGCAGUGGGGCCCCCCCAGCUUACACUCGAGCCCGUGUCACCAUAUACAUCACUGAUGUCAACGACAACCCCCCAGUGUUUCCUUCUCCAUUCCACACUCUACGGCUCCAGUCUCCCAUCUCUAUCGGCUCCAUUAUAUUCAGGGCUCAGGCCACAGACCCAGACACGGGGUCCAAUGGGCAGGUUUAUUAUGAACUGGACACUCAGGGGCCCUUCAGUAUAGACAGCUCUGGGCAGUUGCGUGUCACUGGCCAAUUGAGUCAGGAGCGCUAUGACAUCCGGUUGCUGGCCUUGGACAGAGGGUCCCCUCAACUCUCCUCGGUGAUGGAGCUCACAGUUUUGAUGAUAGAGCUGCAGAAAGAACCUGCUUGUGGGGCGUCUGAUUACCGAGUGGAGGUCAGAGAGGACAGCCCCCCACUCAGCCGUCUCUUGCAGGUGCGGGCACAACCCCCUGGGGUAGGGGAAGGACCGCUUAUCUAUCGCCUGAGGCCCGACGCUGAUUCUGUUGGCUUCAGUAUUGAGGCAGACACAGGCUGGAUUUAUGUGCGAGGAGCUCUGGAUCGAGAGAGCCGGGAGACCUAUGUAUUGGCUGUUUUGGCCUCAGCGGGGCCUGCCACUCACACUGCCACCUGCACCGUACGAGUCCGAGUCACAGAUGAGAAUGACAACAGCCCACGGCUGAGUGAGGAGAGGUUCUUCUUUAGCGUCAUGGAGAAUCGUCCAGCAGGGGAAACUGUUGGUAGAAUUAGUGCCACUGAUAGAGAUACCGGCCCCAACGGUCGAGUGUCUUACAGACUCCCACCCCUGGAAACUGGCUUCCAUAUCAACCCACACACAGGUGAGAUUUCAACCAGGAGGAUCUUGGACCGGGAGAUUCAGGCCACCUACCAGCUCCUGGUUAUUGCUCAGGAUGGGGGGGCACCCCCCAGAAGUGUCACUGGCACUGUACAUGUCACAGUGUUGGACGAAAAUGACAAUGCACCUAUGUUUCUGCACCCCAAUGCGGGGAGGGAAAUAUCCUUACAGGUGAUGGAGGGGAAGAAAUCGGGAAUGUUCAUUGCAUCCCUCCAAGCCAAGGACCCUGAUGAGGGGGAGAACGGGACAGUGAGAUACAGUGUGACAGGACCCUGGGCAGAGAGAUUCACUUUGGACCGGAACACGGGGGAAUUGAGGACAGCGGCUGGACUGAUACAAGCAGAUCGCUCCCUCUAUACUAUGACCUUAAGAGCCAGUGACUGUGGGGUCCCAAAAAGAAGCACAGAGACCACUCUUCAUAUACAGGUCAUUCCAUCCAGUCGUUACCCUUCAAAGUUGAACCCAAGUACCCUGGUUCUCUCUCCCAUGGAAGGACUGGCUCCUGGUUCCCUUUUAGGAUCCCUAGCUCCCAAAAUACCACAUGGCUCCCGAAUUUACACGUUGCUUGAUGACCCUCAUGGCAUUUUCAUGGUUGAUGGCCAGACUGGGAGCAUUUUCCUGGUGGGAGAGUUGGAUUUUGAAUCACAGCCCAGAUUCAGUUUUCGUGUGAGUGUCGAGGAGGUGCGUGAGGUGUCUGUAGGGUAUAUGCCUCCUCAUGUGGUCCAUAUUGAGGUGGAGGUGCAAGACCGGAAUGACCAUUCACCUAUAUUUCCUGAGGACCCCUUGACAUUAGUGGUACCAGAAGAUGCCCAGGUUGGAUCCUCUGUAUUCACAUUCCAAGCCUCUGACCAUGAUGGUCCAGGACCUAAUAGUCACGUGAGGUAUUCCCUACUGCGCCAAGAUCCAGGGUCCCCAGGUAGCACCUUCCGGCUGGAUGCAGAAACUGGGGUACUGUAUGUGGCACAAGCAUUGGACCGUGAGGAAGUGCCCUCAUAUCUCCUCGUGGUGGAGGCCUCAGACCAAGCAGUAAAUGUCAGCCAGCAACGUUCAACCUCUGUUACUGCCCGAGUAUUCAUCAGUGACCGCAAUGAUCACCCCCCACAAUUCAUAAAUCCAUCUCUGGUGUGGCUACCUGAAGACUUGCCUGUUGGAUCCACCGCAAUCUACGUGGUCUCACAGGACCCAGACCUGGGCGAUAAUGGCAAGGUUGGCUAUCAGCUUGUUGGAGGAAAUGAUGAGGGCAAGUUCCAGCUUCACCCAAGCUCAGGUGCCCUCUCUGUGGUCAGGACGCUCGAUCGAGAGACGACUAAAGGGUAUAAUCUGACGGUCCUGGCAAUGGACCAUGGCUCACUCCGUCUCUCCUCCACCCAGACACUUUCAGUUUCCCUUCUGGAUGUGAAUGAUGAGGCUCCAUCCUUUGAGAAGCCACAUUAUGAUGCUCAAGUGCAAGAAAACCAGGCUGCGGGCACAACUGUACUGAGACUGGUGGCCAUAGACAGGGAUGUGGGCCAGAGUGGACAUGUCACCUACGGAGGUGUAUCUGGGGAUGAAUUUGCACUUGAUCCAGAAACUGGGGUCCUCACCACCAAAGUACCACUAGACCGGGAGACCAAGGAGCUCUACAAACUGACAAUCUAUGCUCGGGAUGGAGGUUCCCCACCUCGAGUGUCUGAGGUUGGGGUGCAAGUUAGUGUGGGGGAUGAGAAUGACCAUACUCCUACAUUUGAGAAGGACCUUGUGUUCCUGGAGGUACCGGAGAAUCAGGAGCCAUUGGAACUCUGCACUUUGAGCGCUUGGGACCCUGAUGGAGGAGAUAAUGGGCACCUUGAGUACCGACUGAUUGAUGGUGAUUCCUCUGGGGACUUUACACUGGAUUCCACCACUGGGAAACUCUCCACAUCUCGCCCUUUGGACAGAGAAACGACAUCCAAGUACCACCUGGUGGUGUCUGUCUCUGAUGGAGGGAAUCCGCCACUCAGUGCUACCGCUAUGGUUAAUAUCAAUGUGCUGGACAUAAAUGACAACACCCCCACCUUCAGCUCAUCUGAAUUUAGUGCUGAGAUUCCAGAGGAGGCCCCAGUAGGCAGUCUGGUCCUGCACUUGUCCGCUCUUGAUCCCGAUGAUGGUCCUAACGGUCAGACCACAUAUCAUCUCUCAAAUGGGACACAGGGAGCUUUCCACAUUGAUCCUCUCACCGGCCGCAUCACCACUGCCUCCCAGUUGGACCGUGAGCGUAGGGCAACCUACACCUUUCUGGUAUGGGCCAUGGAUUCUGAUGCCACUGGGCAUCGGAGUACAGAGGCCACUGUAACGGUUCUUGUCAGAGAUGUGAAUGAUAAUGCCCCGGCCUUUCUGCGCAGUCCCUUCCAUCUCAACCUUUCUCGCAACACCCCCACCAAGAGAUCCAUCGGUGCCAUGAAAGCCGAAGAUAAAGAUGCCGGUGCCAAUGCCUCCAUUUUGUAUCGCUUGGCACCAGCCUCAGCUAAAGGAGGUUUCUCUGUUGACCCUUAUACUGGUGAGGUGAGGCUGCUUGAGCCACUGAAUGGGAUGAGCUCCAAAGAGCGCACUGUGUUUGUGCAGGCCACUGAUUUGGGGGAGCCUCCACUCUCUUCCACUGCUGUGCUGGUUGUCCACCUGCGUGAGGAGGCACCACAGGGGCCACGUUUCCCACAAGAGACCAUUGAAGUCAGUCUCCCUGAGAAUAGCCCAGAAGGAUCGGUGGUUGGGACUAUGACGGCCGCACACACUGGUGGAUCCACUGGGAGAAUCUCCUACAGCUUCCUUAGCGGGAACGAGAAUGGGGUGUUCCGUAUCCACGCAACUACAGGACAAGUGACAGUAGUGCAGGCAGCCAUGUUGGACUAUGAGCAGAACCCCCGCCAUAAGCUGGUUGUACAGGCCGAGACCCAGCAGCACUUCAGCUUUGCCUCCCUGACUGUCAGCCUGUUGGACCUGAAUGACAAUGCCCCCCGCUUCCAGCUGCCACACUACACGGCCUACAUCCAAGAGGCACAGGCCGACGGGAGUCACAUCAUACAGGUUUUGGCAGAAGAUCCAGACCAAGGACUGAAUGGUCAGGUGUUGUACUCUUUGGACCAAUCACAAGCAAUGGGAGAUCUGUUCCGCAUAGACUCCCAGACAGGCGCCAUCACCACUGCCGCCAUCUUGGACCGUGAGAUUUGGGCCCAGGCUCGCUUGGUUGUCAUAGCAACAGACCGUGGCUCCCCCCCUCUCAGCAGUUCCGCCAGUCUGACGGUGUUGGUGAUGGAUGUCAAUGAUAAUAGCCCCACCAUCCCUGUCCAGUUGCAACUCAGUGUCCCUGAAGAUGCUGUGAUUGGCUCAGAGAUUCUGCAGGUGACAGGCAAUGAUGUGGAUUCAGGCCCCACCCUGUCUUACACAUUGUUAGUGGAUGGGGCAAUGGAGGGGACAUUUACAAUCUUACGAUAUGGGGGUCAGAUCUGGUUAUCCCGACAGUUGGACUAUGAGGAUCGGAAAUCCUACACCCUGACGGUACAAACGUCCGAUGGCAAACACAUGACUCACACUGACCUCACACUCACACUGGAGGAUGUCAAUGACAACUCACCUGAGUUCAGCAAGAGCCUCUACCAGGUCUCCAUCUUGGAACACACUGGUGCUGGAACGUCACUUUUUACAAUUACAGCUACUGAUGAGGAUUCUGGGGACAAUGGAAGAGUCAGCUACAGAAUUUUGUCUCCUGUGGGUGGAGCCUUCCACAUUCACCCUGACAAUGGGACCAUAUUCACUAACAAGUUGGUGGAGCUGGAUCCACAAUCACCAUUGGUGGAUAUUUUGAUAGAGGCCCGUGACCAUGGCUUCCCAAGCCUCGCCUCCCUCACUACUGUGCAGUUUCUCAUUGUGGAUGCCAAUGACCAUGCCCCUACAUUCUCCCAAUUCCAGUACAGUGCAUCUGUGCCCGAGGAUCUCCCACUUGGUAGCACUGUCCUUAUCUUGGAAGUGACCGAUGAAGACUUCACUCAAGAGAACUCUGGCCUUGAUUAUACUAUUCUUAGUGGAAACACAGGUAAUGCCUUUCAGGUUCAGAGUGGAAUGCGAUUCUGGAAUGGACGCUUUCAGCAGAUUGCCUCUAUUAUUGUAACAGACUCUUUGGACUUUGAGGCCAUUUCCUUUUACAACCUGACACUUGGAGCCUCAGACAGAGGUGUUCCUCAGAGGAGUCACUCUGUGCCUGUGUUGAUCACUGUUCUUGAUGUAAAUGAUAAUCCUCCAGUUUUUCCUCAUCCUCUGUAUAGUGUCCUCCUAAGUGAGGAGGCUCCUGUAGGUUCUGAGGUGCUACGAGUGCUGGCCCAGGACUCUGACUCUGGUAACAAUGGUAUGGUUCACUACAGUAUCACUUCUGGAGAUGAGAAUCGACUCUUUCAGAUAAACGAGGCAACAGGAGCCAUACGACUGGCUCGCCAUCUGGACAGGGAGAGGCAGGCCCUACAUGCACUUGUGGUUUUGGCUCUUGAUGGUCAGGGGGGUCAAGCUAACUUUGCCCUUGUCCCAGUUACUAUUGAAGUGCGAGACAUAAAUGACAACAAGCCUUACUUCCCAGUGCAAAUUCUGACCACCAGCAUCCGGGAGAACCAACCAGCCAAUACUCCUCUCACUAAAAUUCAUGCUAUUGACUUGGACACUGGGGUGUAUGGGCAGCUCUUCUACACAAUGCUGGAUUUGGCAGUGGCGGGGUCAGGGAUGCUCACAGGGAAAGAUAUGUUCAUUGUAAACAGAACAUCAGGAGAGCUAAGGUCCAAACAAAGUUUUGAUUAUGAGCGCACAAAAGUUUUCAACAUGGUAGUAAAAGCUGUGGAUGCUGGUAAUUUCUCUGCCACGGUUACUGUUCAGGUUCUUGUGACUGGUGAAGAUGAAUAUAACCCAGUAUUCAUUUCCCCAUUCUUUAAUUUUGAAGUUCCUGAGGGAUCUGUUAAAGGAGAGAGCAUUGGCCAUGUGCAAGCUACGGAUGAGGAUGAAGGGGCUGAUGGAGUAGUUCUUUACUCUUUCUCUAAGACAUCCCCAUACUUUGGAAUUAAUGAGACCACAGGCCACAUUUAUUUGAAGACGGAUAGUCAGAGGCACCGCUCUGGACGUUCCAAACGAGAAACAAGGGAAAUGACCCUGGAAGUUCAUGCUCAUAGUCCACUCCCUUCUUCACGCGUGGCCACUGCUCAAGUAACAGUGGACGUUACACACACAUCCUUUGGUCUAGCACCUGACCUGAAUUUACUUCUUGUAGUGUCUGUGGCUUCAUCCUUGGCAGUGGUGGUAGUUCUAGCUGUAGUUGCCAUUGUUCUGGUGAUUUGCCGAUCUCGGGGCAUCAAUAAGAAACAGCAGCAGGAGGAGGAUGAUGCUCAGUUGGACACUUUGCAGAGAAGCACCUUGCAGAGGAUGGGUCAUGACAAGUCAGCGUUGUCCAGUGGGGAUCGAAUCUACCAUCAGGCCCUCCCUGGUUACACCCUGGAUUCAUCAGUAGGAAAUGCCUCUUACACUAGGGGUGGGUCACUGGAUCCCUCACACUCCAGUGGUCGUGGGUCUGCAGAAGCAGCUGAAGAUGAUGAAAUUCGGAUGAUCAACGAGUACCCAAGGGUUGCUAGCAUAACUUCCUCAAUGCAGGAACAUAUCUCAGCACGUGGUCCUGACUCUGGUAUCCAGCAGGAUGCAGAUCAGCUGUCUGAGAUCUCCUGUGAUCCUUCCAUGGACACUGAGCAGUGGUUUAAAAGCAAGAAGGGGUCCAGUCAGUCACAGCUCUAUAGGGAUGAUGGAGGUGGGGGCGGAGCAUUUGUGGGUAUGGGUUGUGGACUUAACAUGUCCCAUCUCAAGGACUACUCUUUCCCUGAAGAUGGCAAGCCCUCUGUGGAGGGCUCACUGACUGCUAUUGUGGCCAGUGAUGAAGAAUUACGUGGCAGCUAUAACUGGGAUUAUCUCCUAAACUGGUGUCCUCAAUUCCAACCAUUGGCCAGUGUGUUCAUGGAGAUUGCCCGACUCAAGGAUGAGUCAGCAUUACGAAGACCGUUCCAACUCAAACCCAAAUCUGUCCCUCAACCCCGCAUUGACCCACCUCCUCUUAUAACUUCUGUGGCUCACCCAGGCGCCAAGACGGUUCCUCCCAAGCCAGCUGUAGUCCGAGCAUUUCCAAACUUUUCAUCUUUGCGCCGCUCCCCUAUCAUUAAUGAAGCAUCACUCACUUCUUCUGCCAUACCCCCCAGCUUUUCUCCAUCACUCUCCCCACUUGCAGCACGUUCUCCUGUUGUAUCCCCCUUUGGCAUCUCCCAAGGACCCACAGCAUCUAUUCUUAGCACGGAACACAACCUUGACCCAGUAGGGGAUUCAGAGCUACAAAUAUAAUUGCUCUCAAUUUAAGAGAAGAAGAUGAGGAUUAAACAUCUCCAAGGAUGUCAGGAUGAGUGAAUUAUAUCACUUGUGUCCACAGACUGACAUUUUAACCAUCAGUCUCUUUGCCAAAUACAGACAUUUAAUGAAAGGGAAUGGAUCAUGCCCCAUUUACCCGAAGUCAAGACUGAUUACAGUGGGCUCCUCGUAUCAUAGAGUUUGAAAGGAGUCAAUCAUUUUGUUCCAACGUCCCCUCUGUUGACCAGGGGCAGGAAGCUGAGACCCGAGUUUCUGUGGUGCAUGAAAGUAGCUGCUGAUUUCUCCUCAUUUGAGCAGUGCUACUACCCUGAAAUAAAUGACUGACCAUAACCCCUGACCCUGCUUGGCAGCUGGAGACACAAGCCCAUCAUUCAACUGCUUACAACCUUAUUUUUAACACUUUAGGCAGGAUCUAGUCUCAGUACACGUCCAGGGAAGCAGACUACCGACCCUCAUGUGGAAUUUGAAUGUAUUCACAACUCUUAUUGAGGCAUGCAGAGGUGACCCAAAGUAGUCAAGGUGUAAUUUUAUAAAAGACAAUAUGCGACUUGAGCAGAAGAUAUAUCAAAGAGAAUGUGAGUAGUACAUGGGAACCCAGAAUGUUUUUAGCGAGAUAGCACUUAAAUAGGAUGGAAGUGGAACAUGUGGUAGGCUAAUGAUUAUGCAUGAGAAUAUGGAAUGAUGUGAGAUACAGAAGGAGCAGAUCAUAGUGAUAUAGUGUUGGGGAGCAGAGGCUUUCUCCUGCCUUCCUCUAGGGUUACUAACUAUAAAUGGAAAAUAAAUGGCAGCAGAAGAUAUUGCACACCAGCAUUACCAGGAGUAGUAAGCAAUAAAAUCCAAUGCACUUGGGCAAGAGCUUGUGUAUAUUUGUGUCUGAUGUCCAUACAUAUGUGUCUAGUCUCUGUAACAUAAUGCCACUGAGAGCCAAGCUCUCUCUUUCGGAGGAGGUUCAAUAGGGUUGACCACCCAGGGCCUUGGGCAUACUGGGUCCCUUCAGAACAGCAGUUGUAGGAAGGAAGAAUCCAGGAGGUCCUAAAGAAAUAGUGAGAUGGAAGGGCUGGAAUGGUCUCUUGUGACAGUAACAUAUUGACCAACCUGUUUUCUGUCAGACAGUUGAAGGCCCUAAUUCUUAAUAAAAAGACCUGUCAGACCUGACAUCUCAUUCAGCCUUUCUUCAUGUAAUCGUUGUGUCUCCAACUGUCCAGUAUGUUCUUUCUGCCCCGUUCCCCAGUUACGUUGCUUUAUUUAUUGACUGGCACCUUCUAUGCAGAAAGAUGUCUGUGUUAUUUGGCACAAAAAGAGCCAACCCUCAUGUCUGUGCCCAUGUGUGUGCCCUUUAAUGACCUACAGGAAUAAGAUUUACCCGCGGUUAUCCUCUAUUUAUCUGUAUAUGGGACAACAUAGGGCAUCAACAUGGCACAUUAGAAGGCAUCACCCGACUGUGCAACAAGCUGCAAACGAUCACUAAUUAGUCUUCUGGAAUGUUUGUAGGGGCCAUAACGAGCACCUCAUUAUGAAUAUGUUACCCAUAAAUAAAACUUGAUUUCUGGGGUAUAAAUUGCCCUUUGUUCCACCAUAGGACAUUCUAUUCUAUUGUGUAUUACACAAUGUCUGUAGGGCCUUUAUAGCCUAUUCCCUUAGUUUCAAUGUUACCAAGCAGUAUUACAAGGAGGCUUUGUAGUCCCCAAAGUAUCUUGUUCUUUGAGUGACUGUUCCCAAUAUCAUACCCCUUGUGUAUAAGUUACCUUGCAGUAUUACCAGAAGGCAGUAUAAUCCCUGUAGCAUCCCCCCACCUUGUGUAAAUGUUGCCCAGCAAUAGUUCAUGAAGGCUGUGUGGUCACUGUAGUAUCCCCCCUUAUGUACCUGUUACCCAGCAGUAUUACACCUGUACUGCCCCGUUGCCUAGCAACUGCCUCCUAUUGUGUAGCUCUUGCCCCAACAUAUUACAGGAUGUCUGUAUGGGCCCCAUAUCACACACCCCUUAUAGAAAUCUUAUCCCGCAGCAUUACAGCAAGGCUGUUUGAUCCCUCUAGUAACCCCCAGUAUUUACCUGUACCCUGAGUACUACACAGUUAUUUGAUGGUCCCCCUAGAACCCUCCUAUGUGUAAAUGUUCCCCGUCAGUAUUACACAUUCCGUGAACUCCACAACCUUAUUUAUUGUAUUCCACCAGAAGCAGCGGCUUUGUUUCAUUUCUUUCUGUAUUUUACAAGUAUCUAUGUUUGGGGGUGGGGGGGGUGAGGUUUAUAUCACAGGGUGAAUAUUAGGCACGGGGGCGGCACCGGAAUUUAGGCCCCGCCUCUCGUGCCGUCAUUUCACAAGUGCCAAGUUUUAUACAGAAUUGAUUUUAAUAAGUUUCAAUUUGUUUGUACAAAAAAUAAACGAAAUAAGAAACA
Messenger RNA from Xenopus laevis (African clawed frog), 12964 nucleotides. RefSeq names its product dachsous cadherin-related 1 L homeolog (gene dchs1.L). The record is from RefSeq and is a predicted model, not a curated record. Bases 823 to 10545 code for a protein of 3240 amino acids. Lineage: Eukaryota; Metazoa; Chordata; Amphibia; Anura; Pipidae. The transcript is spliced from 22 exons.